This is a messenger RNA of Siniperca chuatsi (mandarin fish), 3655 nucleotides long. RefSeq lists its product as uncharacterized. The record is from RefSeq and is a predicted model, not a curated record. The transcript has 2 exons. Lineage: Eukaryota; Metazoa; Chordata; Actinopteri; Centrarchiformes; Sinipercidae. The coding region runs from base 122 to 1630 and encodes 502 amino acids.
UAUAAACAGGGAAAAAGAAGCACUUGAGUGCUGUCGACUCACUUAAGACACAGGUCUUGAGAAAGCCUGACAUAACUCAAGCAGAGAGGAUUCGUCAGUCUACUGCCCAUCUCAGAACAACAUGGCACAGACUAAACUGGGAGCUAGGAGCCCUUUAAUGGAGGCAGCAGUGGGGUUUGCACUGGGAGCAGUGGGAGGCUGCAUACUGGGAGCUACGGAGGACCCAGUGGACAAGGCCCUGUCAAUGAUGACUGCAGCCGGUCCACUGAAACCAGUGAUGGAGGAAGUCAGGACAGUGGGUGCUCUGGGGAUGGGCACCCUUAUUGGAGCCACAGCACUGACCACGGCGAUGACCUCAGUAGUAGCUGGUGUGAUUCUGGCAGCAGCAGUAGCUUCAAUGUUCGUGGCCACGAGGAGCUGCAGGGCCUCCCACACAGACUCUGUUGGCAUGUGGGCAUCAGCAGGACUUGCUGGGGCCUUCGGGACCACUCUCAGCGGAGCAACACUUGGGGUCGCUAUUGAAUGGAUUGUGAAGAAUUAUGGCAUGGUGGGCCUUCUGUGGGCGCUGAGCAUAUUCACUGUGCUCAAACCACCGUUGCACUUUGUAUUUAAGCUCCUCUGGAAGCAGGGAGAGGCCUGUUGCACUCUGGGAUCUAUAGUCAGGGAGAAGAAAGAGAUUGAGAUUACAGAGUCACAGCAGAGACAGAGAGUGGCUGUGCAGAUAGAGCAGAUGAUCCUGAUGCUGGAGAAGGGAGGCAGCACCAGUGGGAUGGAACACAGGACGACAUGGGUCACUGAGCGAAGGCAGAGGGAGGAAAUAGAGAGGAAGAAGAUGGAGAGUCAAGAGGCAGAGAUGGAGCAAAGAACCAUCCAAGACUGGAUCAACACCGUGGUGUUGAAACAUGUGGACUUCUUGGCUUUCUCAGGGAUACCAAUGACAGUGGUUGCCAUAGUAACAUCAGGGUUUGGGGUGUUUGGUUAUGGAGGCCACCAGUCUGUGUUUAUAGUGCUUCUGGCUUUGGUUGCAGUCAUAGCCUAUUUGCUUCUGAAAUCUUCUGACUUUAAGUUCUGGAUGUUGGUAGGAUGCAUGGGAAUGCUUGCAACGUUCGUCAUCGCCAUGCUCACCCUACAUGCCGGGCAGGUGGUCGUAGCAACUGCCAUGAAGAUGCAACUGGCAGGGCAGAGUCAGUCCAGAGAAAACAUCAGCACUCAUAUGAACCACCAAUCCUCUCUGGAAGCCAUGAACGCAGCUUUCUUUGUGGCAAAACUAUGUGAGCUGGGUUUGGGGGCUACAGUGGGGGGACCGCUGGUGAGGCUUGCAGCUGGAGAGAUGAAAGUCAUAGCGGGGGCAGCUUUAGUGGCGUGGGGUUUACUGGCCGGGGUGGAGGGUGUAGCCCCAUUGCUGGGGGAAGGGGGGAACGCUGGGGCACUGCUGGGGGUGGUGGGUGCUGCAGGGGUGUCUGUGGGUGCAGCGGCAGCUGUGGCUGGAAGGUGGUCCUCAUGGCUUGGAACUUUGGGAACAAUUGCAGGGUUAGUUAUAGGAGCAUUAGGGAUGGGAAAAUGGCAUAUUGUCAACAUCGGACUGCAGGUGCCUGUGGCCUAUGUCUUCGCUAUGACCAAUCCAUUUUAACACAUGUUAAGAUCUCAUAGGCCUACUGUAAAAAAUGUUGUCAAUGCAUUAUAAGUUGCCCAUGUAUCAUUUGCACUACCUGUUUUGAGUUACUCUAUUUUAAAGGAUACGUGUGGUUAUAUGCUAUAUUUUUCUUACAGUCAACUAAUCUCAUGUGCAGAAUCCAAACCAACAGUAAAUGUAUCUAACAAAUAUUGUGUGUGUAUCACAGCCUGAUGGAUCUUCUUCCUCUGAGCCAUAGAGCUCCAUUGUUGUCAAGAAACUAUUAAAACACAUCAGUGAGCCACUCUGUUGCACUGGGUGACAUGUUCCUUCAUCACCAUGAACACACACUGUAGUUUAUUCUGACACAGUCAGUGACUCAGUUUGAGUAAUGUUUGCUAAAAACUACGGUGAGCAGCUGUUUUAGGUAAUUACUGAACCUUUUUUAAAAAAGAGAAACUAUAUAUUUGUGAGGUGAAGAUUUACAUUCUUCAGUAGGAACCAUUGGGCUUAGAGCUGAGUGCCACAGACAGGGUAAAGAAGUCAGAAAGCAUUGAGAGACAGACCAACAUAUUGUUGGUCUCGAACUUUUUGACAAUUAGAAAAAUAUAGAAUAACACCAGACUUAUCUUUUGACCUGAUUCCUAUUUCACCAUAUUUUGCCCAUUAUACCAAUCAUUUUGCCAAGAGCUUUUGAUCUUUCUUGCCAGAUGUGGCUCUAAAACAAACUUAACUUAACAGAUCAGUCCCAAAAACCAAAUCCUGAGAGCACUACAUAGUGUAUUUGAAUUACACAUUUUUGAGAAUCUGGGUAACUUAGUCAGAUAAGAUCCAUGCAUGUAACUGCACAGGUAAAAAACAAAAAACAAACUUAUCUUCCACCCAUCACCCUUGGGGAUCUUAAUAAACACACCUGUAUCUGAAUAGGGUUCUAGUCACCAACACCCAGGCAGGCCAGAUGUAGUAGUGUAGCUCCAUAGUGCAGCAGCUGAUGAUGCUUUAGAAUCAGCUCAAAAGAAGAAAUAAGACAGGACGAAGGACAACAGGAUUAAACUGGACAAAGGUUUUAUUCUGUUUUAAUUUUGUUUACUAUGUUUUUAUGAGCCAAGGGAUUCUGUCGCUUAAAGAACAGGCCUACUGUUUCCUUUGAUGUUGAUGUUUUGUAUAAUAUGCCAUAGUGUUUUGUAUUUUUACGUGUCUGUGCCCAAUACCCAUUGUAUUAUAAUCUCUCUGUGUAAAUUAAUGAAAAUGAAAAUGUAAAGAUCUGCCUCUGCUCAAAUUCUAACUUUCCAGAUUUCAAUAGAAGGCUCCAUCUAAGGUAAAAUAGUCAGUCUGGAUCUAGAGAACCAAGCUCUAUAGUUAUGAUUCCAUUGGCAUAUAAAAGCUGCCACUUCUCCUUAGACAAUGAAUUAGGCUCAACAUUGUUGACACACAAGAUUUAGGUUAGUUCAGCCAAAUGCCUUUUCUCAUUAGAUUCAGUAUUUUGCAUGAAAAACUGAUUUUUCUAAUUCAGUGUGUUCUCUCUGUAAGCUGCAGCUUCAGGAAAGACCUAUACAUGUUCACAGUUUCUCUUAGGCACCUUCAAGGAACAUGUAUGGGAAUCCUUUGAAAUGGUAGUGUCACCUACAAGUGAUAAGUAGUAUGUGACAGAAUGUGGCAAAACCUGUAUUUCAUGGUGAACUGCUGCAUGUCUGAACCCAGCUACAGGUAAAGAAAAAGAAAAUUGAACUGUAAAAUACAAAGGAAGUCAAACUCUCAGCAUCCCUCGUGCCAUUUCCUAUACAGAAAAAUAAUGUAUAAACAUAAAUGCCCCUAUACCAGUGACACUGUGUCAUAUGAUAUAUAUAUGGACAUAUAUUGCAGACACAUACAGGUAUAACACAUAUAGGUGUUAUAAAUACAUGUCACAUAAAUUAAAACAACCAUAUAAUAGAUCUUUUAUAUGUGCCACUGCUUGAAUGUGUCUGAGAAUUCAAACUGUAUUUUUCAAUUUAGUAAAUAACAACAAUAAUAUAAUGUACCAUUAAAAAGAUUAAUAUUUGU